Messenger RNA from Alosa alosa (allis shad), 1948 nucleotides. RefSeq names its product isocitrate dehydrogenase (NAD(+)) 3 non-catalytic subunit beta (gene idh3b). Gene Ontology annotation, cellular component: mitochondrion. Gene Ontology annotation, molecular function: oxidoreductase activity, acting on the CH-OH group of donors, NAD or NADP as acceptor; magnesium ion binding; NAD binding. Lineage: Eukaryota; Metazoa; Chordata; Actinopteri; Clupeiformes; Clupeidae. The record is from RefSeq and is a predicted model, not a curated record. Gene Ontology annotation, biological process: isocitrate metabolic process; tricarboxylic acid cycle.
CAGGAAAUGUGUCUAAUGAUACACCUCCUUCUGGCUGACAGGAAACACUAAAACAUCAUAGGCUACAGUAGCUGAUCUGGGAUUAAGCAAAUAGUGCAAAACAUACCCUUUAAGUAGGCUAUGACUUAAAUAAUCAGGACUUGAUUUCUGAUUAAAACUAACAGUGACUGAACCGUGGUCAGUACAUUUUGUUAUUAAGGUAGAUAUUGUGGCUGAAAGAAAUCUCUGUCAAAUCGAAAUUCCUUCAGAGUAAAGUUAUUUGCAUUUGAGCAACCAAGCUGAACUUAUUUUGGCAACUAGUUUGUCCUGAGACACGAAAAUUGAUCCCUUCAUCGGCUAGCUGCCAUAUAUGGUUGCACUUCCUUUUGUCGAGUCAGACGCUUGCGCACUUGGAACCGCGCUCCUAGAAACCGCAUUGUAUCCAUGAUGGCUGCUGCCUUGGGACGGAGUCUUGUAACAUUGGUCAAGGGUGCUAGUGUUCCCCUGUGGCAGCCCGUGAGCACGAGAGCCCUCAGUCUCACCGCGUGUCGCAAUGUCCCCGAGGCUCCCCCAGCUCGGGCUGACAGCACCUUCAAGGUUACCAUGGUACCUGGAGAUGGCGUCGGACCCGAGCUCAUGACUGCCGUCAAGGAGGUCUUCAAGGCUGGUGAUGUUCCGGUGGAGUUCGAGGAGUUCCACCUGAGCGAGGUCCAGCACAUGGCCAGUGAGGAGAAGCUGGACCAGGUGCUGACCUCCAUGAAGACCAACAGGGUGGCCAUGAAAGGGAAGAUUCACACUCCCAUGGAGUUCAAAGGAGAGCUGGCGUCCUACGAGAUGAGGCUGAGGAGGAAGCUGGACCUGUUUGCCAAUGUGGUCCAUGUGAAGAGUUUGCCUGGUUACAGCACACGCCACAACAACCUGGACCUGGUCAUCAUCCGCGAGCAGACGGAGGGAGAGUACAGCUCUCUGGAGCACGAGAGUGUGACCGGUGUGGUUGAGUGUCUAAAGAUCAUCACUCGUGUGAAGUCUCGCCGCAUCGCCAAGUUUGCGUUCGACUACGCCACCAAGAACGGCCGCAGCAAGGUCACUGCCGUGCACAAGGCCAACAUCAUGAAACUGGGUGACGGCCUGUUCCUGCAGUGCUGUGCAGAGAUCGCUGAGCUGUACCCCAAAAUCAAGUACGAGAACAUCAUCAUCGACAACUGUUGCAUGCAGCUGGUGCAGAACCCAUACCAGUUUGAUGUGCUUGUGAUGCCCAAUCUCUAUGGCAACAUCAUUGACAACCUGGCCGCUGGGCUGGUGGGUGGAGCUGGGGUAGUGCCUGAGAGCUACAGCGCCGAGUACGCCGUGUUCGAGACGGGAGCGCGGCACCCGUUUGCCCAAGCAGUGGGCAGGAACAUCGCCAACCCGACCGCCAUGCUGCUGAGUGCUGCCAACAUGCUGCGCCACCUCAAUCUGGAGUAUCACUCCAACAUGGUCUCCGAGGCUGUCAAAAGGGUCAUCAAGCAGGGCAAGGUGCGCACAGGUGACCUUGGAGGCUACGCCAGCAGCGAUGAGUUUACCCGCGCCGUCAUCGCCAACCUCACUGCCUGAUCCUCUACAGGACCUGAAACCACACACACACACACACACACACACACACACACACACACACACACACACACACACACACACACACACACACAGAGACCAAGCCUCUCUUUAGAUGCCCCCUUCACUAAGAAAGCACAAAGUUGAGCAACCAUAACCUCUUUACGUUUAUAUCAGCCAAGUUAACGGGGCUGGAACAACGUCAUCCACAUUCCAUACAACUGUAUUCUCACUGCUGAAUCUCAUCAGACGUGGAACUAAUUUGAAACCGUAAAAAAAAAAGAUGUGGUAUGUCUGUGUAUUUAUUCUGCUAUUUAUAUGCUUUUAGAGUUUAUGCCACAUUUAUUCAUUUGUGAAAAAUAAACGUACUUGUGUGAAA